Mycetomoellerius zeteki is the source of this 1637-nucleotide messenger RNA. RefSeq names its product DNA-binding protein Ets97D (gene Ets97D). Lineage: Eukaryota; Metazoa; Arthropoda; Insecta; Hymenoptera; Formicidae. Gene Ontology annotation, cellular component: nucleus. The record is from RefSeq and is a predicted model, not a curated record. The transcript is spliced from 6 exons. Bases 219 to 1484 code for a protein of 421 amino acids. Gene Ontology annotation, biological process: cell differentiation; regulation of transcription by RNA polymerase II. Gene Ontology annotation, molecular function: DNA-binding transcription factor activity, RNA polymerase II-specific; sequence-specific DNA binding.
UUUCUCUGACCUGAGACGUAAGGAAAUGUGUCGUGCUGACGCAGAUGGCUAUUUCGUUGAAGAGUUGCUGAUAAUAUUAUUCUAGGCAAAUAGCGAAUUUGCGAUAUGUCUGGUUGAUAUAAACCUGGAGAAUUACCGGAAAAGUUCUGAGAAAAGGUUAACGAGAGAGCUUAUGCCUUCGCAUUUCUAGUUCUUUUGACGACGAUUCCGAUUACGCUAUGAUACGGCAAAUAAAGAUGGAACCAGAAGCGAUAUUUUCAUCUGAGGAUGAUCUCAUAGCACAGCUACAACAGGAAAGUUCUGAUCUAGAGGUCGAGCCUAGCUUUUCGUUGGACUCCCUGAAUGGAGAUUAUAGCAAUGAAGGUGUUCUAAUGCAGCACAUGGACAUUAGGGAGCCCUUAUCCGUGUUAAGGACUCUCUUACAGGAAAGGCUCUCUUUAGAUUUAAGAAAUUAUUCAUUUUGGUUACAAAAUGCACAGAUGCUGGAAAGCCACAAGAAUUUAGUUGAUCAAUGUGUCCAAGGAGAAGGACUGGUUCAGAUUAAUGUACAAAUAAAGCCGAUGCAGAAACGCAUCAAUAUAGUAGACGUUCUUAAGCCAGCGGAUGAUUUCAUUGAAAUUGUAGAAAAUUUACCGGUCACUACUGCUCUGGAAAACAAAUCGAAUGUCAUAAAGUGGAUGAUAGAUGCGCAGUAUAAAAAGGAUCAGGAGCGAUUGAAAAUACCAAAUGACCCAAGAGAGUGGACGGAAACCCACGUAAAACAUUGGCUGCAAUGGGCUGUUAGACAAUUCAAUAUACUAUCGUUACGUUUGGCUGAUUGGAAUAUUACCGGAGAGCAAUUGUGUAACCUUACAAUGGAGGAGUUUCAUGCAAAAGUGCCUCUUGAUCCAGGAGACGUGUUUUGGACACAUUUCGAACUUCUUAGAAAAUGCAAAUUUGUUGCUGUUGUACAAAAAGAUACACCGGACUUGUCCAAUGAAAGUGUUGCAGAGAAGUCUAUUAAAGUACGAAGUCAGAAAGUAACAAAACCGAAGCCUACCGUAAACCAACAGACACGUGUAAUUAACGUACCGUUAGAAAAUGUCGAUCCAACUUCCAUUACUAUUGCCAGUUCUAGUCGAACCGUUAAUAGCGGCCAGAUACAGCUGUGGCAAUUUUUGUUAGAAUUAUUAACGGAUAAAGAAUAUAGGAACGAGAUUCAGUGGGUAGGAACUGAAGGAGAGUUCAAACUUAAUCAGCCGGAAGUAGUGGCGCAAUUGUGGGGAGCUCGAAAAAAUAAGCCGUCGAUGAAUUACGAAAAACUGAGUAGAGCUCUUCGAUAUUAUUACGAUGGCGACAUGAUUUCUAAAGUUCAUGGCAAGCGAUUCGUUUACAAAUUCGUUUGUGACUUAAAACAGUUAUUAGGUUACUCAGCGGCAGAAUUGAGUAAACUUGUUGAUCAAGGGAGAUUGAGUAAGCUUGUUGAGGAAGGGAGAUAUUUCUGAUAAAUCGUUUCAGGAGACACGGUAGUGUCUCGGCGCUAAGACGUGCCGCGAGACACUGUCGUGCUCCUUUUUUUCGAUUACUUCUAAACAAUACUAUAAAAGAUCGUUUCUUGACAAGAGAUUUUACUGUAAUAUAUUAUAAUAACUUACUGC